AUGUCUCGCAUCAUUUUAAUAGCUCGUCAGUUUCAUCUUUCUAUCAACCCGUCUGCCUCGUUAUUUUUUUAUCUAUCAAUCUGCCUCGUCAUUUUUCUACCGGUCCGUCUGUUUUGUUAUCAUCCUAUUAGUCCUUCUGCCUCGUCAUCUUUUUCUUCAUUAGUUGCGCGCCUCCUCAUCUUUCUAUCUGUCAAAUUGUCUGCCUUGUUACUUUCUACUUCGGAAUCUUUCUAUGUAGGCAUAAAACUGUGUCGUUAUCUCUUUAUCUAUCAGUCCGCCUGCCUCUUAAUCUCGCCAUCUACCUGUCCCGCCAUCUUUCUAUCUAUCAAUCCGUCAGCUUUCUAUCAGUCCGUUGAACUAGCCAUCUUUCUAUCUACUUGUCCGUCUGCCUCGGCAUCUUUAUAUCUAUCUGUCCGUCUGCAACGGCUUCUUUGCCUGCCUCAUAAUCUCGCCCAUCUACAUGUCCGUCUCCCCAGUCAACUUUCUUUCUAA
Molecule: messenger RNA, 492 nt
Organism: Acanthosepion pharaonis
Lineage: Eukaryota; Metazoa; Mollusca; Cephalopoda; Sepiida; Sepiidae
Source: the annotation of a GenBank genome assembly